CUGUGAGAAAAUGCAGGGCGGGAGUACAGCUUUGCUGUUAGUCCUUUCACUUCCUGAUCUCUGCCUGAAUAUGUGGAGUGACAAACGCAGGAUAAACUGUAAUAUUCUGGACCUUUGACAGAGGAAUUUGACACAGGAAUUAUUAUCUUGCAGCAAAGAUUAUUUGCCCAUUGUUGGUGUGAAGCAUGUUCCUGUGGCAAUAUCUGACAGUGCUCCUGCUGACAGCUGUUCAACUAUGCAAAGCUCAGAAAUGUGACAAAUUUUCAGACCUAAAUUUAGGUCACGCAUUCAUUGGCACCAGCUUCAGAAUUAGGUUGUUGCUGUACACCAGGGAAUAUGGCAGCUGUGGGACGCUCAUGUCCCACACCAACCUGUCCGCCCAUCCCCAGUUCAAUUUGUCCAGACCCACCACCUUCAUCGUUCAUGGGUAUCGGCCCACAGGAUCUCCACCAGUGUGGGUGCAUAAUAUGACGGCGCUGCUCCUGGCCAGGAAAGACCUGAACGUCAUUAUAGUGGACUGGAACCACGGAGCCGCCAAUUUGAACUAUUUUAAGGCAGUGGAGAAUACACAGAAGGCAGCAGCCAACCUCACUGCUUUCAUCAAAAUGAUGCAGGAACGUGGUGCCUCUCUAAGCUCCAUCCACAUGAUUGGAGUCAGUCUCGGAGCUCAUAUAUCAGGUUUUGUGGGUGCUAACUUGAAUGCUUCAAUUGGAAGAAUUACAGCUCUGGAUCCUGCUGGGCCUCAGUUCACUGGCACUCCUCCAGAGGAACGACUGGAUUCCUCAGACGCCCAGUUUGUGGAUGUCCUGCAUACAGACAUAGAUGCCCUGGGCUUCAGAGAAGCUCUGGGUCACAUUGAUUUCUAUGCAAAUGGAGGAACAGACCAACCUGGCUGCCCAAAGACCAUCUUUUCUGGAGGAGCUUAUUUUAAAUGUGACCACCAGAGAUCAGUGUUGCUCUUCCUCGACUCUUUGAAUCAGACGUGUUCCAGCACGGCCUUCCCCUGCUCGUCCUACUCUGACUUUCUGGAUGGCAAGUGCUUGAACUGUGACCGGUUUGGUGCUGCUGGAUGUCCUGUCUUCGGCUAUGACGUCACACGGUGGAAAAACAUCCUAGUGAAGCUGGGCCAAACUAAAACGUUCUUCACAACAAAAGCAAAGUCUCCGUUCUGCAUGACAAGCUACAGGGUGGACGUGAUGAUAUGGAACAAGGAUGCUCGCUGGGGAUACCUUACUGUUAAACUUCAUCAUAAUGGUACUGAAUCGGUGGCAACCAUUGACCAUAAAUCAUCACAGUUCAAGAAGUACACAGAGACCACAUUGUUAGCCCAGUUUGACAAAGACAUUCAGUCAGUGGAAAAGGUGUCUCUCAAAUUUUCCACUAAGAAUGUAUGUAAGCCCAAAUAUAAGCUUCGUGUUCUCCGAAUCAGUCUCACACCUCUGGAACGCAAAGAGAGGCUUCUCUGCCGAUAUGACGUCCUUCUUGAGGAGAACAGCGAGGUCGCCUUCAGGCCCAUUCCAUGUGAAGAAUCCAACUUCUGAGGCAAAAUCGGACCGAAUGUCAAAAAAUUUCACCGCUCGUCUUGUAUCAGGUUUAGCUUUUCAGUACCUCCAGUAUUGUCCAGGGAAUCAAUAAGCACCGAUCUAGCAGCCAAAUGUUUACUUACACACUGUGAACUUCUCUGGUAUACCAAUAUAUAAGAUGUAUAUGUGUUUUUAAGGGAAAUUAUAAAUGUGUUUUUCA
This is a messenger RNA of Toxotes jaculatrix (banded archerfish), 1743 nucleotides long. It is a transcript of the gene lipia, whose product is annotated as lipase, member Ia. Gene Ontology annotation, biological process: lipid metabolic process. Lineage: Eukaryota; Metazoa; Chordata; Actinopteri; Toxotidae. Gene Ontology annotation, molecular function: lipase activity; carboxylic ester hydrolase activity. The record is from RefSeq and is a predicted model, not a curated record. Bases 186 to 1541 code for a protein of 451 amino acids. The transcript is spliced from 11 exons.